This is a messenger RNA of Drosophila willistoni, 3593 nucleotides long. RefSeq lists its product as uncharacterized. Gene Ontology annotation, molecular function: tRNA (guanine) methyltransferase activity. NCBI's taxonomy places the organism in Eukaryota, Metazoa, Arthropoda, Insecta, Diptera, Drosophilidae. The record is from RefSeq and is a predicted model, not a curated record. Gene Ontology annotation, biological process: tRNA methylation. Bases 103 to 3453 code for a protein of 1116 amino acids. The transcript has 7 exons.
GUUUACAAUUAGUCAUUUCAUUUUACCAGGUCUCGUGGACUAAUACAGUUGUGCGUUUUAUUUUUAAGGUUUAUUUUUUAUUUAGUUAAGAAGAUAUAUUUAAUGGAUUGUGCCAAUCAACACCAAUCGAUUGAUAUUAGCGAUCUCAGUGAUCUGCUGUACGAUCUGGUUGAUAUACAUGUUGAGGAAUCCACCAAUUUGGCUUUAGGGCGAGUGCUACAAUGUAUUUUUACGCUAGUGAGAAAUAAAAAUGUGAAUUUGGGUCAGAAAGUAUUCGAGAAACUUAUCGCUGCGAUGUUGGCCGCCUCUAAUGUAAAUGGUCAAAGUAAUUCAUCAAAGGAAUAUCGCCAGUUUGUGGCCAAUGUCUUGGCGUGUCUACAACUCCAAGUAAGAACAUUUCCCAGUAAAGAGAGCAACAUGUUGCUCCAACAUUUGUGGUCGCUCAGUCUGAAUACCGAAAAGCUGCAUCCUCUUGCACCACAAAUCCUCUUCACUCUGUUUGAUGACUUUAAUCGUAAUCUCGGACUUAAAGAGUGUCCUCAAUUGCUGAAGGUUAUUCAACAGCUGAUUUCAUCAAAUAAAAAUAAAGAACGCCAAGUAGCCUUCUUUCUUAUGCAUAAACUCAAGGAGACUUUCGAAUUGAAUAUUGUUGCAGAGGCCAUUAUGUGCUCCAAAAUGCAGUGGUCAGACUAUACUGCCGCACUGGAGCAUCUGGAGGAGCAGCAAAUGCCUUUAAACUUAAUUACUUUCCUGGAAAAUACAAAAUCUGUACAUGACUUUUUCCCUUGGCUUAGAAUUUUAUACCUCAGACUCCUUCAAUCUGAGAAUGUAUCAGUAUUAUAUGAAACCGUCAAAUAUAUUAUAAACCAAUUUAAUGUAUCCCAUUUGACUGAUUGGAAUAUAUUAGAAGAGUUUUUAAGGGCAACGAAUAGAACACAGUUGUACAAUGUGGAUGACGAUAAUCGGUCAUAUCCGUUCUUCAAAAACUUUGUCUCAAAAAGUACAUUGGAAAUAUUAGUCGAAGCCUUGGCUAGCGUUACUUGGGAAUGGCAUAGCCUUCCACUAUGGGAAUGGAUCGGAAGUAUACCAUCGGAAAAAGUCGGUCAAUUACCAUAUAUUAGUAAAGAGACACUUUUAAAACUUGCCUCUCGAAUAAGGGGCAUGGAAAAAUCAGAGCUGCAGUAUAUGGCUCAGGGAUUGAUUACAAAUCGAUUCGAGUCUAGUCUUGAUAAUAUGUCUCUGGGGGAUUAUUUACUGUUUAUUGAGACGAUGUACAGCAGAGCGAUAGAAUACUAUUCCGAUCAUGACCGAUUGAAACGAAAGAUAUUGAAUUGCGACAAAAUCGAAGCAGAAAUUACUCACUUCACAAAAGCUCGUUUGGCCAUAAUAUUCAAUUUGAAAACUCCAACAUUUUUGUAUUGUGAUUUUUUAAUGGUUUUCAUGGAUAAACUGCGAACAUUAUCAAAAGUUCAUCAUGGAUGGUUACGCUUUUUUCUAAUGCCUUGCAUCAAGCACUAUGGGAUUUUAGUUUUCUACUCCAAUGUGUACGGAGUAGAGACUUCAUUAAUAAAUCGCAGGAAAGAUCUGAAGAAAUUGCAACAACAUUUACUAGAGAAGCUUUUGUGUGAAACGGACGAAGAGAAAUCUCUUACGUUAGAGCUUUCUGUAGAUUUAUUUGUAACGAAUCAGAUAAAAGACUGGAACGAAAUUGAAAAACUGCAAUUAAAACCCUUGGAACUACUUGAGCAAGGGGGAAAGUUGACAUUUAAACAUUUAUGCUAUCUCCUGGGAACCACUCAUGAAAGACUAAAAGACGAAAAUGUGUUGCCAGCAGUUGUUGCACUACUAAAGAAGUUUCCGUGCUCAAAUACAGCGAGAAAUAUUGGAACAUACGCCGCAAAACAUUUGACGCCUGAAGAACAAAAUAGACUUUCUUUGGAUAUAAUUGAGAAUCAUUUUCAUGGUAACAAUGGAGAACAAUUUAUCACUUCUGUAGAUCUGCAAUCCGAUCAUGUGUAUGGUCAUAAAGGAGUAGUUGUUGGAAUAUUGGACUCAAAAGUUAAAGUGCCUUUACGCCAGGUUAUUCAAGGAAUUAUCCAUUGUUCUACACUCUCCGAGGAUGCUUGGAUUGAGGCAAACUACCUAGUUUUUUAUGGAUUUGGUUCGGUUUCGUCCUUGUUUAUGUCAUAUACAUUUGAACAGCCGGAAUCUUUUGUAAACGAAAUCGUUAAGGAGUUAUUGUACAUGAACAUGAAACUGUCGGAAUCCCAUUCAAACUAUUUAAGGAACUCUAAAGAGCACAGAGUUAAAUUUUGCAUUGCCCUAGCAUUGAUGUACCUAGGACCAAAGUAUGAAUGCUCAGAUAUGCUAUGGUCGGCAUUAUAUUCCAAAAAUGAUCAGUUCAAUAUUAUAUUGAUGUAUGAAGUUAUCGUUGCUGAAAGCCUCCGCAAUGCAGAUACACUUAUAGAGCGAUUGCAGUCACUAGUCACACUCGAGCCAAAUCAGCAAUUGUCCCUACUUUCUGUGACCAAUAUAUUUCUAAAACUUAAAUGGAAUACACUAAAAGAUUAUCAAAUUCAAAAGAUAAUUGAAAUAUUUCUUAUGCUAGCCAUUCAAGAAAUUUCUCAAGUCCGUCAAUUUGCCAAAAUGAUUUUAUGUAAAAUAACUGAAAUCUGCAAAGAUAAAGGAUUUUGUAUUCCCAUAGUUAAUACUCUGAUGAGCUCUAUUAAUGUAAAUUUUCAGUCGAUCGUGCCACAAUUAGAAGUACGUUAUUUAUUACCUGAUAUACAUUUCGAACCGUACCUACGGGGUUGGGAAUUAAAUAUGUCAAACAUAAAACCAGUUUAUUUGAAAGAUUAUGCCAUCUUGCACAUUAGUAAAUUUCGAAAAGCUGUGAAACUUGCAUCCAUGGAGAAUUGUCCAGCGAAAGAGCAAUGUGCAAAUAUAGAUCCAAUAACCGACAUAUAUCCCAAGCCAGAUCUUGUGCCACAUCAAUUAACAGAUAAUAAUAAUGCCGAUCUUGUUGUGAUUGCUAGCCUUAUUGAUAACCUGGCUACUUUAAAUGGCUUGAUGGAAACCUGUAAGGUACUUGGUAUUCGGACAUUGAUUGUGAACGACUCAACAAAAUGGAGUCCAUCGAGUGAGCAUACAUUAGACAUUGUGCAACUAAAUGGGAAAUCACUUGACAAAUAUUUGUAUGACAAAAAGAUGGACAAUUAUCAAGUAGUUUUUACUCAAAACACCGCUCAAAAUACAGACUAUGUGGACUUAAGUUUUGCGAAGAGAACUAUAUUGAUAUUGAGUGAACAUCAACAUAAUUUACCGGAAAAUCUGAGGUAUAUCUCAGAUCAGAUUGUUGAGAUACCGGAAAAAAACCCUCAAUAUUCACAAAAAUUGUUGAUUUUUAAAUAUUACAAACAAUAUUUGGCACAGCAAGAAAAUUUAUUAUUUUAAAAAUUCAAGGAAACUUUUUUUUAUCACUUUAAGCAAAUCAAACUAACUUAUUUUAAAAUUUUCACAUAUUUGGAUAUCAAUUCGGAAAAAUAAAAACAAAAACAAAUUUUCUUCUUUAGUAGUCUUGUUAACAAAAAAUG